Molecule: messenger RNA, 761 nt
Organism: Coffea eugenioides
Lineage: Eukaryota; Viridiplantae; Streptophyta; Magnoliopsida; Gentianales; Rubiaceae
Product: calmodulin-like
Exons: 4
Coding region: 22-495 (157 amino acids)
Molecular function (GO): enzyme regulator activity; calcium ion binding
Source: RefSeq, a predicted model, not a curated record
UUUGUUCCAUAAUCUAUAGCAAUGAACAGAAACACGAUGGCAGAAGCAUUGACAGAAGAGCAGGUUGCUGAGUUUUAUGAAGCCUUUUGUCUGAUUGAUAGGGAUUCCGAUGGUUUUAUAACCAUAGCAGAGCUAGCAUCAGUUAUUCAAUCACUGCAUGAACGUCCGACAAAGGAAGAGAUUCAAGAAAUGGUACAUGAAGUUGAUGCUGAUGGGAACGGAAGCAUUGACUUUGAAGAUUUCUUGAGUAUCAUGGCAAGAAAGAUGAAGGAAAAUGUGACGAACGAGUUGCAAGAAGCUUUCAAAGUAUUUGACCGGGAUCAAGAUGGUUUCAUAUCAGCUAAUGAGUUGAGGAACGUAAUGAUAAAUUUAGGGGAGAGACUAACAGAUGAAGAAGCUGAACAGAUGAUCAGAGAGGCGGAUUUAAAUGGAGAUGGUGUCGUCAGCUAUGAGGAAUUUGUGAGGAUGAUGGUGGCUUCGUCACCUUCUUUCUAGUCUGAAAAAAUAUGUUAACCAAAAUGAAAUAAUGAUAGCAGUGAUCAUGUUAGUCACUCUAUCAAUUAAUUGUGGAAAAUCCUAAUUCAAGUGACACAUAAUUAAUACGGUAGACACAAACUAAAAAAUAGUCUACCAUCCAAUUUUUAGGAGCUCGCAUAUUUCUAUCUAUCACGGUGUAUCGUAUUUUUAAAAUUGCUUAGUGUUGAUAAACUCUUAAUUAUUGUGCCUGCUGCAAUGCAGCUAGUGUACGCAUUUUAUUUAUU